AGCGGUGACGUUUCUAACCUCAGGGGAAAUAACUUGCAUAAAAGAGGGGGGACCACUGUCCCUGUGCCAGCAGUGCAAUGAGUGGGCUUUGAGAUCACCAAGAGUUGUCACCGCCGUUGGCCGUCGCUGUGGCGUACCUUGGGUCGCUCUGUUUUCCUUCACAUCGAGCUUUCAUCUCCGCUUGCCACCUUAUUACUUUCGUUUUCUUUCGGAAGGAGAGAGACUUGAGGACUUUAUAAUGUACAGAUAUGACACAGUAAGAUGGCGGCCUCCAAGAAGCAGCUCGUGGUUUUUCUGUUUGUGUGGAGCUGUUGUUAUGGCAACCAUUUUCGUAGACUCUGCAUUUGCUUCUAACAGAGAUGCCAUAGUCAUGGCAUUCACAGAAAGGUUCACUAGAACAACUGGUGAGUCGCUCUACGAGCUCUGGCAUUCAGACUGUCACAGACGAUGCCGGUCACAGCUGAUAGGCCACGUGACCCUGGCAUGCCAGUUUGACCCUUACAAAGUGACCAGACGAACACUGUCCAAGCGUGACGUCAACAGUACCAUCGCCCACUUGAUAUCCGACAUUGAGCAGACCAACUCUCCAUUCCUCGCUAGAUCGGCAGCUGCCAGCUUCCUGAACAAACAGUCAGGACGCCUGUCUUCGCUACACAAGAUUCACAAACGGGGGAUAAUGGACGAAUGCUGUUACACCAAAUCUUGUUCAUGGGAGGAAUACGCAGAGUUCUGUCAUUCUCACAACCGUCGACCUGCCUAUCGGGACACCCAGUGCUAUCCUUGACCACUUGACCACUCCUUGUUUUCUGUUUCCUGAUGCGUCUUCUUUUUCUCUCUCUGCUGCAGUCGGUCACGUGACCGAGUCCACGCAUGCGCAGUGAAGUCGGAACAGAAAUACAAAUGAUUGAGCAGAUUGAAUACAAGUUACUGAAAAAA
Messenger RNA from Pomacea canaliculata, 936 nucleotides. Its product is annotated as probable insulin-like peptide 7. The transcript has 4 exons. Lineage: Eukaryota; Metazoa; Mollusca; Gastropoda; Architaenioglossa; Ampullariidae. Bases 239 to 784 code for a protein of 181 amino acids. The record is from RefSeq and is a predicted model, not a curated record.